This is a messenger RNA of Colletotrichum scovillei, 609 nucleotides long. RefSeq lists its product as uncharacterized. NCBI's taxonomy places the organism in Eukaryota, Fungi, Ascomycota, Sordariomycetes, Glomerellales, Glomerellaceae. Bases 1 to 609 code for a protein of 202 amino acids. The record is from RefSeq and is a predicted model, not a curated record. The transcript has 2 exons.
AUGGACUCCCAAGGCAGCCAAUCGACGAAGAAGCGGAGACUGGAUGAUGGAAACGAAGCUAGUCAAGCCGGAAAAGAUGGCGGCAGUUCACUCGGCUUGUCUCGGGGUGGUUUCCGCCCUCGGACCAUCGAGUUCGACCAUGAAGCCUCCUGCAGUGAGUCCGUAUCUCACUUCACACUCGAGAUCUGGGCGACGGAUGCAGAAGGUGUUGAGCAUAAAAUUGGGAAUAUUCGGGACGGCAGGAAGUACACUGGAGCCGAGAAAGUCAAGGUCAUCGCAAAGGACGGCGACACCCCGCAGUUGGCGGACCCCAGUUAUUUGCAAGUAUUCGAACGCCAGGAGGAGGAGAAGGCUCGCCAAGAGGAGAAGAAGGCUCUUCGAGAGAAAACACUUGCCCUUGAGGCUCUUCAAGCGAGAAGAAGGGCCCUGCAAGAGAGUGAGAGAGCCCUCCAGUAUGAGGAAGAUGCUCUCCAGGAGAAGAUCAAGUUUCUCCAAGAGAAGCAGACUAGCCAUGUCGAGUCUGAGCCCUGGGUGGUCAUGAUGAUCAGCGAUGCGGAUGCCAAGGUUUGGCACUCUCAUACACCAACUCCUGCUCCAGGAGUUUGGUAA